Molecule: messenger RNA, 3467 nt
Organism: Mugil cephalus (flathead mullet)
Lineage: Eukaryota; Metazoa; Chordata; Actinopteri; Mugiliformes; Mugilidae
Gene: cited4a
Product: Cbp/p300-interacting transactivator, with Glu/Asp-rich carboxy-terminal domain, 4a
Exons: 2
Coding region: 16-900 (294 amino acids)
Biological process (GO): regulation of DNA-templated transcription
Cellular component (GO): nucleus
Source: RefSeq, a predicted model, not a curated record
GUGUGUGCUUUAUAGAUGUAUAUAAUCCCGGAGUUGACCCAGAAAACAAACUCCUCUGACUACCGAGACACUGCAGAGUUUGAUUCCGCCGCAGGGCUGCAUGUAGCCGGAUCGUCAGCUGGAGGAACGACGCCGGCAGUGAUCCAACUUCUCCGCACGGAUUCCACAUUAAUACUUCGGAGUGACCAAGCAGCCAUGGCUGAACACAUGAUGAUGCCCAUGACCCACGGAUUUAGGAUGGGCAUGAACGGUCCUCCGCAGCACAACAACCAGCCCGGUCUGCGCAGUAUGCCCAAUGGCCAGGUGAUGCACUAUGGCAGGAAUCCACAGAGCAAUAUGGAGGCCGCCAUGAGACAGAGGCAAGGCAUGGUGGGACAUGGAGGAAUGGGUGGCCCGGUGAACGGAACACCCAUGGCCAACCAUCACCACCAGAUGAUGUCCGGGAACAUGAUGUACAAUGGCCAGGGCCCUCAGCAACAGCACCACCACAUGCACCCACAGCAACAGCAGCAGCAGCAACAGCAGCAGGGUGGACACCCGCAGCAGUACCUUCCUGGUAACCUUACCUCCCAGCAGCUCAUGGCCAGCAUGCAUCUGCAGAAACUCAACACUCAGUACCAUGGACAUCCACUGAGCUCGGUCAACGGCCACCACCUUCCCAACGGUGGUCAGUACCGGGUGGGCCCAGCCCAGCUUUCGAGCAUGCAGCACAUCGGUGGCCCUUUGGGGCUAAACGGCAUGGACAUGGAUCUGAUCGAUGAGGAGGUUCUGACUUCACUGGUGCUGGAGUUGGGUUUGGAUCGUGUUCAGGAGCUUCCCGAGCUCUUUUUGGGACAGAACGAGUUUGACUUCUUAUCAGACUUUGUGUGCAAACAGCAGCCGAGCACGGUGAGCUGUUGAGCGAUCCAGCUAGGAUUGGUUUGUUUGGUUUGUUUGGUCUGGACACCCCAAAGAAUGACUGAGAGACCACAGUAGCACAGCAAGAGGAGACAAUCUCUCUGUUCUGUUUGGGUUUUUCUGUGUCUGUGUAUAUGACAGUGUCUAGUGCGCCUUCAUGCUGACCUGCCUGUGAGUUGAUGAAGAAUUGUAAUGAGAGAAAAUGCAGAAAUAGCACCAGGUUUCUCUUCUUUGGGCCAGUGCCAGUAAGAUCUGUCGCCUUGGGCCAAAUUGAGGCAUCCUGAUGCAGUGGGCUCUGUCUGUACCCAUCUGGCCCUCAGCACAUGUGCCUGCAGUGCCAAGGCUUUUGGAUAAUUGUAAAUUUAACAAACCCAAUGUGGGAAGGCAACCUGAAAUGACUGCCCGCCUGGGUCUGCUAGAUUCUGUGGCAUCUCCAAGUGUAUUUUAUCUCUGAUGACACCUGCAACUUGUAGCAGACAUCUUACAAAUUUGUAAAAGGUUGUCCUCUGAAUUUGUUUAUACAAGGACGAAGGGAUCUUGGGAAUGGAGAAUGAAUUUUUUUUCUGUUCAUAUUGAAGCUGGCUCUUCAAACCUGACUUCAUACAAAAGAUGACAUUUCCUUGAAGAGCAGGAGAGUGCGUCUAUGCAGCAUUCCUCGGCGACACGAUAGGAUUUAUCUUGGAUUGUUUUGGUGAAAUGUGCUGCAUCAAUUAUUUAGCUUUCAGUGUCAUUUGUCAGACUGUGAUACAAUCAGCUGUCUUUAAAGGUAUCUCAUCUAAUUCCUGAUUUUUAACAGAGUGAACUGUGGGCAGAGUAGUGCAUUUCUUGUGAGUGUUGGAUUAAACCACUGGCUAUUAAACAGUUUUUGGGCAUGCCCCAUUCAGUGGUCACAAAGGCCCAUCCCAUGAUGGAAGCACCUAGUAAAAAAAAAAAAAAAGGAUACAUUUUAUGUGAAAUAAAUGUCUGCACGAUAUCAUUCAAAUUAGUUUCACUCCAUAUGUUUCCUGUGCCUGUCCACACCACUAGUGUAGUGGCUUUAGGAACCACCCCACUCCACUAGUGGUAUAUUUGUUCAUUAUCAAAAGAGAGGGAGAGAUGUAUUAGUAUAUAAGAAACAGCAUAACUGAGAUUUGAGAAAAGUCAAACAAAAAAAAACAACAAAACAAAGCAAAAAAAAAAAAAAAAAAAACAGAAAUCAGACACUGGUAACAGCAGAGGUGUGACAAAACAGGAUUGUUAAAAAAAAGUGUGAAUUGCAGAUUUUGCAUCUGUGUGUUAUUUGUGUGGGUCUGUACAGUGAGGCUUUUAGAUCCCAUCAAAAAGGCAUCUUCCUCCCUAAACCAUUGCCCAGCGUGCUGAAGCUGACGGGAGGCCGUGAGGGGAGAGAGGCUUCGCCAUGUGGACACAAUGUGUGGACACAGCACUCCCUGGCAGCACUUAGUUUAAUCAUUAUUUAAAGCUGCCACUACCUGUGGCAUUGAUUUCAUUAGGCUGGAAGAGCGAAAGAGGAGCAAACUUGUUGUUUUUGCCAUAGAUUAGCUUACUCUGCUGCUUUUGUACUGAUUAGAUUUAAAUUACAUGUUCUCACACGCUUGUCUUAAUUGAGGUCAGCUUGCACAUUCUCCAGUGACUCAAUAAUUAUAAAUCGGACAUGUUCUGUGACGCCCCCCCCCCCCCCUUUUUUUAAUGGAGUUGGUAAUUAGGUUUUUGUCAAGGUUGCUGCUUUGCUGCUGCAGGCCGGUUGAGUGAGAACUUCCUGCGUUUUUGUAAUGCUAUUUGUGGAGCUGUCAGAGGGGUCAGGGCUGCACUGGUGAACUGUGUUAAUCCGUUCCAAUACUACUGCCCUGCUGCGGCCCCUGCCUCUCGCUGGAGAUCUGCCAUCUCCGAGCUCUACAGUGGAACAAUGGGCAUUGAAAAGCUGUUGUAAAGGCAGAAAAAGUGCCAGCACAAGUUUCACUUUCCACCUGGCAAGACUGCCGCCACACAAACUCACAACCUCGCAGUUAAAAUGGAAACACUUCUGGCCUUAGCGAGACAGUGGCCUCUGAUUACAGCUAUAUCAAUAAGCGCAGCCUUCUUGUGUAUUGUAUCUUUGUACUGUAGAGUAGAGGUGAAGUUGAUCUAGACACAUAUAAGGUACUUUCGAGCAAACAUUGUCAAAUGUAAACGUAAACCAGUGGCUGAUUUUGAUGUGUUGACAAGAGAUUAUAUCCUACAUUUUUACAAACGAGUGUGUAGAUACAGUAUACCAAUGUCUUUUUGGGUGCAGGGCCCAAAGCUUUAAGACCAAGUAGACUGCAUGUUAUAGCAAGCGGGAGGGAUGCCACCACUGUCCCACAAAGCAGCUGAGAAUGUACAGUACAACACUUUGUGGGAACCUGUCUUACGAUGCUAGAUAAACGUGUGAGAUUGUACUCCUGUUCCAAAUUACACAUCAUUCAUUUGGGUAAUCCCCGACCGCCCUGUCCUCCCUCCUUCUCCUUUCCCACUUCCCCAAAGCUUUUGUAAUGUUAUUGAUUCUAUUUUGAGAAAAUGUAUUUAUUUUCAAAUAAAAUAUUUAUUUAAAGUUU